AUGAGUGAUUCACAGCGAACUAAAGUAGCUGAAGAAGUAGAAGAGCUCCAGUGGCCAGAAAAUGGAGAUAAAUGGAGUGAAGGGGAGCCCCAUGAGACCAGCAUGCUCCUGCAGGCCAUGGCGGAGGAUGACGAGGAGAUCAAUAUUCACAACGACGAGACUUUUGGCAUGGAUGUCGACGCACAGGUGACCCCGAAUGGGCCCAAAAACACCCUCCUGGAUUUUGGGGACCUGCCGCCUCUGCCCACCACGCCGCCGCCGCCUGACCCCAAACCGUCCUUGCCUCCCAGCUUGCCCUCGCCUCCCAUCCGGGCGCCCCAUUAUUGCAGAGGGCGAGGGAAGAAGAGGGGUCUGGGACUGGGUCACCUCUUUGAAGACCCCGCCGUGAUGAAAGUCGUGGAGGGCCGGCCAAGUCUCAAGAGUAUGGAUAGCGCCAUUGUCGACUGUGGGAAUGUUAUGUGUCACCAUGAGAAUUGGAUGGAACCGUCCUACAGAAAGACCAGCAGAGUAUCUGAAUUGAUACGUCAGGACAGCGCUAUAGUGUGUGUGAUCGAGGGCCGCGGAGGGCAGCACCUGACCUCCAGAUUCCAGGAUCCCGUUUCCUCCUUUCGAGGCAGGAGUGGACAGGAACAGUGGGGGGCCUACCCGAAGCGGCAGUUUUGCCCAAGAGGCCCCUUACAGAUGCCCAUGAUGCCAGGUCCCCCUUUCUCCUGUCGGCCGCUAACCCAGAUGCAGCAGUACAAUCAGACGGAAUUUGGGUACCCCAAAAACCAGCCACGUCAUUCCACCCCGCUGUCACUCACUCCCAAAAUGAUGCAGCUUCGUUUUGGCCCCGAGUCACCAAGGCUGUCGCCUUUCUACAGCACCUUAUCGAGUCCAGUACAACAUUUCAGAUACCCUGACCCAGUAACCCAGCUCCACCCACAUCAUCAACGUAUACUCAACCAAAAACAACAUACAUUUCAGAGAAAAACGUACAAUUCGGACCCUUACUGUAAUCUGAUGACAGCCAAGGAGAAGGAAUGGAUCAUCCGUCUCCAGAUGAUUCAGCUGCAAAGUGAGAAUCCCUACCUUGAGGAUUACUACUAUCAGGAGUACUACAGGCGGAUGGAAGCCAAGAUGGCAGAGGAGGAGCUGGGGCUCAAGAGCAAGCGGGUCCCCCCCAAACUCACCACUCCGUACAUCACAAAAACCGAAGCCUACGCACCAGUGGUCCACAUUGAAGGUUCCCUGGGUCAAGUGGCGGUCUCCACUUGCUACUCCCCCCGCCGUGCCAUCGGGGCUGUUCACGCCGUUCAAGUUCAUGGUCCACUUGAGGAGAAAAAAGACAUGACACGGCAACGACUGGAACUUCUGAGCGAAAUUGAAAAGCUGUUUAUAGUUCUGUUAGAGGUGGAAGAGUCGGGCAGGACCAACGCCAAAGUCUUGUCCGGGCCUGAGGAGAAGAGGUUGAUGGAGAAGACUCAGAGGAAAGUGGAGCAGAUCUACUCCAGGAUCCAGCACCAUCAUGCCCUAAAUUCCGAAGGGGAGUUUCUUCCUUUCCUUGUGGUCUCAAAGGGCAAAAAGCUUCUUGCCCGCUUUUUGCCCUUCUUGAAGCGUGACUUGGCCAUCCACAUCCUGAGGGUCAUCACGGCCAAUCUUCCGACGCUGAUGAGCAGAGACACCGAAGAGAACCUCCCGGUGCUCUACCCUCCUCUUCGAAACGUGAUCGAAAGCCUGACCUUCAGUCAGCUGAUCGAGAUCCUCCGAGUUUUGACCUCGUCGGAGAAUCUGUCCACGAAUGAGUGUCUCUCGCUGGCGUGCCAGAACAAGUUUGGGAUCUCGCUGCUAUAUGCUCUGCUGUCCCGUGGCGAGAAGUUGCUGUCCUCUGGUGUUGCGCUGGAGCCCAGCAUUGGUGACUUUGAGACAUGGACGGACACGAUAUUCCAAGUGGCGGGGCAGCUUUCCCAGUGUUCGCUGGUGGAGCCGCUCCUCCUGCCCUCCAACGUUCUGACGCUCUUCUGCCGCUACCUGGACAAGCGCACGGUGCACCAGCUAAAAAGCAAUAUGGGGUCCGCGACGGGAGGCCUGGCACUUCCAUCCUGA
Molecule: messenger RNA, 2085 nt
Organism: Syngnathus typhle (broad-nosed pipefish)
Lineage: Eukaryota; Metazoa; Chordata; Actinopteri; Syngnathiformes; Syngnathidae
Gene: patl2
Product: PAT1 homolog 2
Exons: 19
Coding region: 1-2085 (694 amino acids)
Biological process (GO): P-body assembly; deadenylation-dependent decapping of nuclear-transcribed mRNA
Cellular component (GO): P-body
Molecular function (GO): RNA binding
Source: RefSeq, a predicted model, not a curated record